This is a messenger RNA of Orycteropus afer afer, 846 nucleotides long. It is a transcript of the gene SH3YL1, whose product is annotated as SH3 and SYLF domain containing 1. Gene Ontology annotation, cellular component: ruffle membrane. Gene Ontology annotation, molecular function: phosphatidylinositol binding; protein binding. NCBI's taxonomy places the organism in Eukaryota, Metazoa, Chordata, Mammalia, Tubulidentata, Orycteropodidae. The transcript is spliced from 8 exons. Bases 1 to 846 code for a protein of 281 amino acids. The record is from RefSeq and is a predicted model, not a curated record.
AUGCUGAAUAACCCUAUACCUUCCAAUCUGAAAUCGGAAGCAAAAAAGGCUGCUAAAAUAUUAAGAGAAUUCACAGAAAUAACUUCCAGAAAUGGACCAGAUAAGAUCAUUCCUGCCAAUGUAAUUGCUAAAGCUAAAGGUCUCGCAAUUUUGUCUGUGAUAAAAGCUGGAUUUCUGGUAACCGCAAGAGGAGGCAGUGGGAUCGUAUUGGCUCGUCUUCCAGAUGGAAAAUGGUCUGCACCUUCAGCCAUUGGGAUAGCUGGUCUUGGUGGAGGAUUUGAAAUAGGAAUUGAGGUAUCAGAUUUGGUAAUCAUUUUGAAUUAUGACAGAGCAGUAGAAGCCUUUGCAAAAGGUGGUAACCUAACACUCGGAGGGAAUUUUACUGUGGCAGUUGGGCCCUUGGGAAGAUUUUAUUGUCAAGAUAUUCGCGCUUAUGACAUUUUAUUUGGAGGUAUCCCACAGCCGGCUCAAGCAAAAGAUCUUUAUGAAAUUCUUGAUUCCUUUACCGAAAAGUAUGAAAAUGAAGAACAACGAAUUAAUGCAAGAAAAGCAGAAAGGGAAGAGAAGAAGGCUUCCGCUAAAGAAAUACCUCCAAAACCAUUGACAAGGCCACAGCCAUCAUCUGUACCAGUCCAGCUGAACUCUGGCUCUCAAAGCAAGUCACAACAACCAAUAGAAGUGACGGCAUUAUAUUCUUUUGAAGGACAGCAGCCAGGAGAUUUGAAAUUUCAAGCUGGGGACAGGAUCACAGUUAUAUCAAAAACUGAUUCACACUUUGAUUGGUGGGAAGGAAAACUUCGAGGUCAAACUGGCAUUUUUCCAGCCAACUAUGUAACUAUGAAUUAA